Molecule: messenger RNA, 1448 nt
Organism: Cadophora gregata
Lineage: Eukaryota; Fungi; Ascomycota; Leotiomycetes; Helotiales; Ploettnerulaceae
Exons: 2
Coding region: 142-1434 (430 amino acids)
Source: RefSeq, a predicted model, not a curated record
GCCAUCUUCCACCCAAAAGAUUUACAGCGGUAUUCUCUCCAGGUUGUAACCCAAACAGUUGGAAAUUCAAUAUGAACGCUAGGCAAGUUUUUGUGACCGUGCUGCAGCCCUAUUAGCACAUUUGUUAGAAUCAAUCUCAUCAUGGCUCGAAAUCUCAUGUCAUUAUCGGAUGAGGUCUUGUCGAUGAUAAUUAGUGAAGCAAGUCUCGCGGAAUCUAGAGAUGAGUCCCCGAAGAAUAUGAGCUCAUCUGGGAUUGCACAGACUGGCACACGGGACGCUCUAGUUUUCUCCAACCUCACCCUCGUCAACAAAAGCAUGCGUCGGCUGUCCAUCUGCUUUCAGUACAAAAAGCUCAAACUCACGGCUUCGAAGCUGCGCACACUUGAGUCUGGACCGUUGACUCUGCGACGAAAUGUCUGUAUGUUCACUCGAGAACUGACUGUAUCAGGAGGAGGUUUCGAUUGGGAAGCAUUGCGGAUUCUGGUGGUAGAAUUCAGUAACCUACUUUAUUUUAUCUGGUACUCAUGGACAGAAGCCAUUCCUGUCUCAAUUUUAGACCUCUUGAAGUCACGGUUCUCGAAGACACGUCUACACCUUCAAGGACUGCCAAUACCUCUUAGACAGAACUCUCCGGUUAUCGGUAUCAAUGAAGAUGAUUUCAUUUUAUUGGAAGGUAUUGACGGAUGUCACAACAUCUCUUCCAUUUCGGCGAUACUUCACUCCGAGCACCCUGUAGCCACACGCCGCUGGAUGGACCUAGCAGUAUUGUUUCCAAACCUUGAAGUGCUACAAUUGCAAGCUCCAAGUCAAGAUCCUUUCUAUUUGGAAAGCGAGAGGGCCUACGCAGCUCAAGAGUUCCAUCUGCAGACACCCAAUAGAUUAUCCGGGCUGCGAAAACUUGUUUUUGAAUCGAACCGCCAACGCACGAGUGUCUUGUCCAUACCCCGCACCUUUUGGAACUGGGACAAGCUUCAGCACUUGGAAAUACGUGGUCGGCAGAUUUUGGCUUUUUUCAAAACGACAACAGGCCAUAUGAACAACCUCAAAACUCUGAAGGUGGAGCGCUUUCAACACCCAUAUCUUGCAUUCCAUGCUGACGGAUCGGAUUUUGACACGGCACUGAGCAGUUUCAUCCUGCGUCUUCCGAAUUUAAAUGAAUUAGAGGUCAUCAAUUCUUCAACUAAGAUCUCAUCGGCAGUUCUUACACAUGUGGGAACUGAUCUUCGAGUGUUAAGUUUCCAAGGCCUUUUUCGUCAGCAAGCACGACUGCCAUAUAUUGAAGAAGAAAUCCCCAUCGAAUUUCACCUCAAUCGCCAUGAUCUACAUGAAAUCUCGGGUUCCUGUCCUAACAUAUCCUCACUUAUAAUUGAUAUGCUCGUAAUGCAUGAAUUGGGAAGCAUAGCUUCCAGUAUGGAUCUCCAUGUGCUUCUCUAACACCUAUAUUUUGC